Messenger RNA from Patiria miniata (bat star), 2844 nucleotides. RefSeq names its product pyridoxal phosphate homeostasis protein-like. Bases 78 to 983 code for a protein of 301 amino acids. Lineage: Eukaryota; Metazoa; Echinodermata; Asteroidea; Valvatida; Asterinidae. The transcript is spliced from 7 exons. Gene Ontology annotation, cellular component: intracellular anatomical structure. Gene Ontology annotation, molecular function: pyridoxal phosphate binding. The record is from RefSeq and is a predicted model, not a curated record.
GGAACAGCCAUCAGCCGUCGGGUACAAAAUACCCGACGUACGUGCAUUUAAAACGCUGCACGAACUGUGUGUGAACAAUGCAGCGGGUUUUCAACGCAGUGAUGGCUACCGAAUCUGAGUUUGGACAGAUAGGCAGGGCGUUGCAAGUCGUCCUGCAGCGAACAGAGGCGGCCUGGCAGUCUAGAAACGAGAAUGUGUCCAGAGAAUCACCCAACCUGAGACUAGUGGCUGUUACCAAGACUAAACCAAAGGAGAUGGUCCUAGAAGCCUACAAACAUGGACAGAAAAACUUUGGAGAGAAUUAUGUACAAGAACUAGUGGAGAAAUCUAAUGACGAGGAGCUGUUGAAGGCCUGCAAUGAAAUAAGGUGGCACUUCAUCGGUCAUCUGCAGACCAACAAAGUGAAAAAGGUCCUCGAGUCGCCGAACCUGUACAUGGUGGAAACUGUGGACUCGCUGAAGCUAGCCAACGAGCUGAACAAGACUUGGCAGAAGCUGGCCAAAGGUCGCAGGCUAAAGGUCAUGGUGCAGAUCAACACGAGUGGAGAAGAACAAAAGCACGGCGUUUCACCGUCAGAAUGCUGCGAUCUCUACGACCACGUGAGGCAGAAUUGUAGCGCCCUGGAUGUUGUGGGUAUCAUGACGAUCGGCGCCUUCGAUCACGACCUGAGCAAGGGACCCAAUCCUGAUUUCCAGACCCUCAUCCAGUGCAGGGAAGCAAUCUGCAGUAAGUUUGGCCUGGCCAAGGAGGCCAUUGAGCUCAGCAUGGGAAUGUCCAAUGACUUUGAACAUGCGAUUGAAGUCGGGAGCACCAACAUCCGGGUCGGCAGCACGAUAUUCGGAGCUCGAAACUACAAACCCAAAGUGGAGGUGGCCCAACAAGAUCCCGUGGAGAAGGCAUCGAAAGAGCAGGCGCCCUCCGAGCGGCACGGGGAAAGCAGUCACCAAGAUCACAUCAGCGGUAUGGCCAAUCUUGCCCUAUAACAGUUCAAUGAUAUGUACUGGAUGUGAAAGUGGAAGUUACCUGUCCAGAUGUUGGAGUAGUUUUUUUUUACUGCCGUUACGUUUGUCAGGUGAUAGGUGGCCCCUCCCUUUUUGUAUCGAAGGGCCCAGUUAUAACAUGGGAAAUGGUGGUCGACAUGAUUGGCGGUCAGUUAUAAGGAUGUUGCCUUCCACGACAGUGGAACCUUAUACGUGGACACUAACCCCAACUCCCUAGCAUGAUUUUACUAGUACCCAUCCUGGCAAAUUCCAACACCAUAUUGGAAACCGCGCGCACAUAUUUCUGACUUUGAUUCUGGAGGUGUGCCAAACCAGUGUUAAAGACUGUCAGUUUAGGGGUGCUGUACCCAUCCUGACAGAUUCCAACAAAACAUGCCGCUGGGGUUUGGUGGGUCGAGUUCUGUUAUGGUUAAGGAGCAUACCUGCUGUUGAGAUGAGACACAAACCUCCCAAAUCUUGAAAUCUGUGGUCCGUCUUGAAGUAAUGUAGAAUGCAAUCAUGCUAACUUUGUUCUGAAUGUGCACAAAGCUAUGUAUAGUGUUUUCGCGUAAGCGUCAGGCAUCGUCGGCAAUGCGUUAUAUUAUCUUUUCCAGUGGUCUCACCCAACUCUCUCUUUCUUAACGUUGAGGGGGUACUUGUGCACUGAGCCCAUACACCAAAGAAGUUUGAACUCUUAGGGGAUCCAAAGUUGUGUACGGAGCCCGUAUACCAAAGAGGUUUGAAUUUUUCGGGGAUCCGAAGUUGUAAAAGAAAAUUGGUAAAAAGUUAAUCUGAGCAGUUUACUCUUGUUCAUUUCUCCCAAGCAACUACGCAAUAUCACUGUGCUGUAGCAGAAUGGCUUUAGUUUGAUUUAAAAACCCAACUUUUUAAAAUCACAUUCAAGCUCACCAAACCGUCACAGUCUUUAAUUGUAUAAAGUUUUCUGUUCUGCAUUUUCUGUUAAAGAACUCAUAAAAUACUGACAUUUAAAGAAUUAUAUUGAAUUAAUUAAUAAGCUUGUGGUAAAACUUUAAAAAAUUUAUAUUAUAUUGAAAAAUUUGUACUGUCACCAAAAAUGAAGGUAAUUUGUCCAAUUAAAAUUGGACAAGUUUCAACCGAGAAUGCCCAGGGAGUUUAAGUUACAGUAAAACUGUAGUCCAAAAUUAAAAAAAAAAAAGGCUUGCAUUAAGUAAUAUACCAAAGGUGUUCUGACAAGUCUAUUUUUUUUUUUUUGUGAUUAAAAAGUGUUUUGGAAUUUCUCGUUUAUUAUGAAAUAUGGUAUCCAUACAAUUGAAGCUAUUGUAAAUUGGAAGCAGGCUAUUGAAAAACUAAAACUGUUGCAAUUUCAGCUCAGUAGAUAUACCUUUUAAGAAAACUGUAAAAAUUCUUCCUUUUUUUCGACGCAAAGCAUAGGUUUCGUUUGAAAGUGCGAUGAUUCAAUGAUUUCACAGGAUUGCUUACGAUCAAGUGGGCUAUUUGAAGUAGUUUCAUUUUUGAACGUUUGCAAAUGGUGUCCAAUACCUUGCAAUUUUGAUUCAAAUUAUUAACCCUAACCCCUUGGGUAUAUUUACUAGAAAGUAUCCUGAAUCCGCCAAAAUCCAUAAAUUUUGCCAUGAGAAAAAUAUUUUGGUGGUUCAGCGUUUUUGUGCACAUGUGUAAAUAUGUUUUUGGGUAUCCAUUUGACGCCACGUUUGCGAAAACACGCCCCUGAUUAACUGUGAAUUCUAACCUCAGUAUGGAACAGAUUAUUAUGGGUUGUUGCUUUUAAACAGUACAAAAUGGGACAGUUUUCAUGACUGCUGAUACCUCAAUACCAUGUACCAAAGUCUUGACAACAAACCAAAAAGUAGAAUAAUUGUGAAUU